CGAGGCAGGGAGCUUGUGUACCCUGCGCAGACGAGGUUUGCCACCCACUACUUGAAACUGGAGAGGUUGCUGGAUCGUCGCAGAGCGUUGGAGGCGUAGAUGAUGAGCGACGAUUGGUUGCGGACUGCAUGGAGGAGGUCCAUUUUUCUGCAGGCAAGGUUGGUGCGUCAUGAGGUGCGGUACGCGCCGUUCAGGGAGCACGUGGAGGACAUUGUGGCGAUGAUGACGCCUGUGAUGCAGUUGCUACGACGUUUGGACGGGGGGGGGCGCGUGAUGACUCGCAUGUGGUCGUGGGUUUUUGUCAUGGUCGAUAGGGUGGCGAGAGAGAGCCUGAACAUGACAUCGAAGGACGAGCUCCACAUCGUUAUUCAGGCUUGUCAGGCGCGGAUCGCUCAUAUGUUGGAGCCCGCACAUUGCAUGGCCCACAUCCUCAACCUGCGGCACAGGAGCAUUAUUUUUUUUGGAGCGGCGAGGCAUACCGGGCACGAGCGGACACUGGCAGACGAGUCGCUGCGAUACCUUCGCCAGCAGACUGGUGGUGACGAGGAUUUGUAUCGGACGUUGCGCACGCAGCUGGCGGAGUUUCAUUCUCGGGAGGGCGAUUGGACGUAUGGAGGGGUUGAGGGAGAGAGGGAUGCGGCCUCCUGCAGAGGGGAGAAAGAGACGUCGCAGGGUGUUCGGCCAGCUGACCGAGUCACCGAGCCACAGCGCGACCGGCAAGUCCAGCGCGGGCGGAAGGAUCGCCUUUCAAAGGCACCUCCCAGCGUCGAGACGUAUUUUGGUCGUCGCGCCACGGUGCUCAUGACGACUGAGUUGGAGUCAGUGUACGAUCCCGAGCCUGAUCCCAUGGCUCAGGAUGCGAUGGAGGCCGAGCCGUGGUCAGAUCCGGACGACCUGGCCGUGGAGUCAGAGCCUGGAGGUUCUGAUGACGAUGACGAUGACACUCCUCUCAUCCAGAUUUCGCGUCCUCGCACACGUGCAUCCACGGCGGUCGCUGCACCGUCUCCCGCAGCACGCCCUCCUUUGAGUGCUCCCGACGUCUCGUUGCAAGGCCAGGCGGACCGUGUUGAGAGCACGACGCCACACCCUUCGACUGAUCGUCGCGGACAUGGUGAGGGGGGGACUCGGGAGCGCGUUGACGAGGGAGACGACGGCGACAGGGAGGGAUAUGAGGGCAGCAGUGAGGAUGAGGAUGAUCCCUGUUAUUCCCCGAUGCGCGGACAUGGUGACGAUGACGAUGGCGAGGGCGGCGACGGUGGACAGCCUGUGGGUGGUUUGCGGAAGUCCGAGAGACAGUGUGGCGACCGAUGCAGUGGUGCAGGCAGGGGAGGCAGCGGGUCGGGUGUUGGGGGUGCACAAAACUUAGGUGGUGCAGGACGUGGUGGCAGAGGACACGUAAGGCGAGAGUCUGCAUCGUCCACUCGCACUGUGCAUUGGGUUGAUGAGGGGAGGCCCGCUGAGGCGCCUGUGGUUCCUCCUUCCCCUACAGAGGUUGCUCAGUCCCCUGCUGAGUUCGCAGCGGCGUCUGCGGAUGGCCCGGCGGCGUCUGCAAAGGGCGCAGCGGCGUCUGCGGAGGGCGCAGGCGGGUUUGCAGGUGUUCAAGUUGGUGGCGAGGGUAUACAGGUUGGGAGGCCAUCUUUACAGUUGGGUGCCGGUUUCAGCGACAACAUUUUUUAUGUUUCGCUAGGGUUUCCUCCGACACCCGCAGGGGAGCGUGUUGGUGCCGAUGCGGACGCAGCGACCACUAGCACACCCGUCAGUCAGAUAGUCCGUGGUAUAACUUCUUGCAGCGCGGGCAACAUCAGUAGUAGCAUGUUGCAGGAGGCAGCAGAGGGGACACCGGGUUGGUCAAGGCAGCACGAGCAUGCAGCUAGGGAUGAUGGGGAGUGUCGACCUGUGCAGGAGCGGGCGACAGAGUCAGAGCAAGACAGGAUCGACCGCGAGGAGAGGAGGACGGCGCAGGGGUUGGCUAGCCACUGCGAGAUGACGCAGAGUAUUGCAUCGAGAGCACGUGUAGCGUGGAUGCUCGAGAUGGGCGUUGCUGCAGGCGAUGCAGAGGUCGAGUGCGGCGGUGCGGGCGGAGGGGAUGCAGGCGAGAGACCUGCGUCGCCAGUUCAGGGUGUUUGCGUAUUGCCUCUCGGUGGGGCCAUGUCGGCAGGGGAGUUGGAGCGGCAGGCGCGGGAGGACCCAUUGCAGGCAGAUCGCCGCGGCCGGAUGGCCAAGGAGUGGAGGAGGUUGAUGGCAGAGGGCCCAGCUUACCUGCCUUGCAGCCCGUCAGUGCCAUCGUCCACCACAGAUGUCAGCACACCCGCACAUGUGGAGGGUCCAGGCGCAGCAGAGGCGGGACAAGGCCCCUCACCAACACCCGUUGGGGAUUCUCCGUCUCCUCAGUCACRGAAGAAGAAGAUGAGAGCAGGGAAAAGUCUUAGUACCGUGAGGAGAGUGACGCAGACGAUGCGGGGGAGUCAGCCCGGGUUGGCCGGUUUACAUCCGCGGACACGGGCGGCUUUGGGCGGGGACGUUGUCGCAGACGUAGUAGGAUGGCAGGAGAGGGCCUCCAACCGAGUGGCGGAUCAGCCCAUGAGCGCACCUGCUGAGGCGACGUUGCCAUAUACCGUAGGGCGUACAGUGGGUACGAGCAACCACGUUGAGCACAGUGCGCCCCCCGGGAGGAGCAUGGCUGCACGUAUAUUGCGGGAGGAUAUAAGGGMAGUGACAGCGCAACGACCGUCACAGGCAUCAGUCGUUUGGGAGUCUGGCACAGACGAUUUAGAGAUGCCUUAUGGCCAGCGGAGGAGGGUUUCCGUGUAUGAUCUUCUUCGACCACAGGGACGGGUUGAGGAGGCGCCACAGGGGGAGAUUCAUGCUCCGGAUAUUUCGCACGCGCCGRCAGGCGGCACAGGUCGYGGGGAUGGUGUCACAGGUGUGGUGYCCCAGAGGAGGAGGAAGGACAUUGUGGAUGACGAKGAUGCAUAGUUCCACCAUURGUCUUCUUUCAUCCUCUGUUUCGUAGUAGUGUACARUAUAUUUAGUGCUUCGGACGAG
This is a messenger RNA of Chara braunii, 3045 nucleotides long. Lineage: Eukaryota; Viridiplantae; Streptophyta; Charophyceae; Charales; Characeae. The record is from the annotation of a GenBank genome assembly.